CUCAACAUCGCCAUGUCUUUCGGAGGGGCCAUCGCUGUUCUCGUUUAUGCAGCAGCGUCUUUCAGCGGUGGUCACCUCAACCCGGCUGUGUCAGUGGCAUUUUGGCUGGCCGGCAAGAUCUCAGCUCUGCGGGCUGUUCUUUACAUUGUGUGUCAAUGCCUGGGAGCCUGUGCUGGAUCAGCACUGGUGCUCGCGAUCGACCAUAAUGGGUUCAAAGCUGCGCUGGGAGCCAGCAACAGGCUGAACACCGGCAUCAAUCCAGCAAAUGCUUGGGGAGCUGAGACAAUUCUAACAUGCGUGCUUGUCUUUGUUGUCUUUGCCGCAACAGACACUCAGCGCUCAGCGACGAGCGGUCAUCUCUCGGUGCUAGCCCCAUUUUCAAUCGGCCUUGCCGUCUUCCUAGCACACCUUGUCGCUGUGCCUAUCGAUGGAUGCAGCAUCAAUCCUGCCCGUUCGUUUGGGACUGCGGCCGUGGCUCAUGAGUGGACACAUCAAUGGAUUUUCUGGUGA
Coccomyxa subellipsoidea C-169 is the source of this 510-nucleotide messenger RNA. Its product is annotated as aquaporin-like protein. Gene Ontology annotation, cellular component: plasma membrane. NCBI's taxonomy places the organism in Eukaryota, Viridiplantae, Chlorophyta, Trebouxiophyceae, Coccomyxaceae. Gene Ontology annotation, molecular function: water channel activity. Gene Ontology annotation, biological process: transmembrane transport. The record is from RefSeq and is a predicted model, not a curated record. The annotation marks the transcript as partial. The transcript is spliced from 5 exons.